AUGGGAAAGGAGAUCGAUGUGUGGGGAGAAAAGACACGCGCAGGGAGGAUGGAGGUGAGGGCGUAUCACCUUCUGCGUUCACUACAAGGCACCGUCGUUCCACAGUUCUUCGGGACGGUCAAGUUACCUAUCAGUGCUCCUCCUGUAUUGCAUGCUGUCACCGACUUUGUUCAGGGUUUGCUCCUCGAAUAUCUCGAUGCCACAAGUAUUGAGGACAUCGAGCAGCUCGACCGGGCGUUAACUUACCUCUGUCUCAUCCUUCCAAUGGCAAGUCCUCCGACCUUUUCAGCCGGUAAUGUAUACCCUCCGUUACUGUACCUUGGAAGCAAGAGUACGUCGAUGUUCGGUUCUGUGAAAUACUUCAAUUACGUCCUCGCGUAUAUCCUGAAAGGACGAUGGGCGGAAGCUGUAGUACCCGUUCUCGAAUUUCAACAUAUUCUUCCCCGCCAUGUUCGGUGUCCGCUAUCUGGGGAUCUUAUUUCUGCGAGUCUACCUCAGACAAACUGA
Molecule: messenger RNA, 507 nt
Organism: Guyanagaster necrorhizus
Lineage: Eukaryota; Fungi; Basidiomycota; Agaricomycetes; Agaricales; Physalacriaceae
Exons: 3
Coding region: 1-507 (168 amino acids)
Source: RefSeq, a predicted model, not a curated record